UAGCAUCGCGUGUAUAACUGGUUGCAUAGUGAACCAUUUAUGGGCUAUUUUUAGCCCCCUUUGGCAGUCUUCCGCCAUGCCUCGUCGUCGUUACACACCCGAAACCGACCCUCGCGAGAAAAUCAAAGACUAUUUUCGCAAAUUCAUUGCAUUUAUGUGUUCGCAAGUGGGCGUGGGGGCUCUUGUCGUGUGUUACACUUUAAUCGGGGCUGUCGGCUUCAGUCGUCUCGAGUCGACUUUUAACGACACUUCCGUGACAAAAGUCGAUUUAAUUCGGGGGAAUUACACGCGUUUGUUGUGGUUAGUCGCACACAAAACGAAUGUUUUUAACAAAACUGAGUUUUUUAUCGCCACAAAUGAGAAACUCAAAUGUUUCCAAAAUGAAAUGGUUGUGGUGAUUAAAAAGGGGUACAAUGGGCACGAAAUGGGUAAAAUGUGGACGUUUCCAGCCGCUUUGAUGUUCGCUUUAAGUGUUAUAACAAUGAUCGGGUAUGGGAAUCUAGUCCCCCGGACCGGUUGGGGGAAAUUCGCGACUGUAGUUUACGCAGUGUUUGGGAUUCCCCUAUUUGUACUUUAUUUCCUCAAUGUGGGGGAAAUACUCGCCGGUUGUUUUAAAUGGAUUUAUACGAAAUUGUACGAGUGUAGUACCCGACGAGGUGAAAAAGUCCAUAAAAGGAUUGUGGUCCCCACUACGGCCUGUCUUUGGGUCAUGGGGGGCUAUAUUCUCACAGGGGCUAUAAUGUUCGCCGAAUGGGAACAUUGGACGUAUUUAGAUAGUGCGUAUUUUUGUGUCACUAGUCUUUGUAAAUUGGGUUUAGGGGAUUUUGUCCCGGGGACUGCCUCACAAAAUGGCAACGAAUCAAAACUUGUCAUUAAUUUUAUUUAUAUUUUGGUGGGGAUGGGGUUGGUAGCAAUGUGUUUUAAUUUAAUGAGAGAGGAAGUUAGAGUGAAAGUUGAGGAGUUUCGAGAGGAUUUUAGACAGUGUUUGGAGGAUACGAGAGUGAGGAUUGAGGAGUGCUGUCGGAAGUAUAGACAUAGGGACCAGUUUUAGUGUUUUUUGUUUUGUUGUGUUUUUGGUGUUUUUUUUUUUUUUAUUUUUAUUUGGGCUUUGGGAGUGAGAAAAAUCCGGCCGAGGUUCCGUGGCUAUGAGAUAUCUCAGUGUGAAUGGAUACGAAAAUAGAACAAAUGACGUCAUUUACACUCAACCGCUUCAAAAAACUGGGAUCAAAAGUGCUGUGAUUUACUUCGGGGGCGAUAUUCAGGAUUUCACCGAAAAUAUGGAAACCCAUCGAGAUAAUAAAAACUACCUCGAAUGGAGUUUAGAUAAAACGAGUCAAAUACUCCAAAAUGCAUUUCCCGACUCACAUAUUAUUUUAAUUCGUCCAUCGAGGUAUUUUACCCCCGAUUUGUGACACUUUUUGAUGAACUUUUAUCAGGAUGGAGUACAAGACGUUCAGUUGUUUCGAAAAUUUCACUCCUUGUGAGAAUUGUGGGGUUCCCCGAAACACUGCGAUGCAUCAUGCGAUUGACCAUCUCGAGAAAUUAAUCGAAAAUUUGGAAAAAAACACUCAUGACACUUU
This is a messenger RNA of Tribolium madens (black flour beetle), 1580 nucleotides long. Its product is annotated as UPF0565 protein C2orf69 homolog. The transcript has 3 exons. The record is from RefSeq and is a predicted model, not a curated record. Gene Ontology annotation, biological process: stabilization of membrane potential; potassium ion transmembrane transport. Gene Ontology annotation, cellular component: membrane; mitochondrion. The coding region runs from base 77 to 1051 and encodes 324 amino acids. NCBI's taxonomy places the organism in Eukaryota, Metazoa, Arthropoda, Insecta, Coleoptera, Tenebrionidae. Gene Ontology annotation, molecular function: potassium ion leak channel activity.